Molecule: messenger RNA, 1227 nt
Organism: Eutrema salsugineum
Lineage: Eukaryota; Viridiplantae; Streptophyta; Magnoliopsida; Brassicales; Brassicaceae
Product: trihelix transcription factor ASIL2
Exons: 3
Coding region: 149-901 (250 amino acids)
Cellular component (GO): nucleus
Molecular function (GO): transcription cis-regulatory region binding
Source: RefSeq, a predicted model, not a curated record
GUGGGACCCAGUUAGGACAAAACCGGGUUCGAGUGAGAUUAGUUCGGUCGGUUUGCGGAGAAAAAGAGAGGAAAAUAAAAAAGAAGAAGAAGAGGAUAAUCGCCGUUGCUGACGUCACCGCCGAUUCUUAUCCUCCUCCUCCCUCAAAAUGGAGACGACGCCGGAGACUCAGUCGAAGCCCCAGUCCCAGAGCGGGUCUCACCGUCUGCCGGCGGGACGAGAGGACUGGUGGAGCGAGGACGCGACGGCGACUUUGAUCGAGGCCUGGGGAGAACGCUACGUCCAUCUCAACCGUGGAAAUCUCCGGCAGAACGAUUGGAAAGAAGUCGCCGACGCCGUCAAUUCGAGCCACGGGAAUGGCCGGCCAAAGACCGACGUCCAGUGUAAGAACCGGAUCGACACCUUGAAGAAGAAGUACAAAACGGAGAAAGCCAAACCCUCUUCGUCCUGGUGCUUCUUCGAUAGGCUCGAUUUCCUAAUCGGUCCCGUUGUCAAGAAAUCUUCCGGCGCCGGCGUGGUCAAACCGGCGUUGAUGAACCCUAAUUUGCAUCCCACCGGAUCUAAAUCGACUGGAAGCUCUCUUGACGACGACGAUGAUGACGAUGAUGACGACGUGGGUGAUUGGGGGUUUGUGGUGAGGAAGCAUCGUCGAGUGGAAGAUGUAGAUCCGAGUGAAGGGUCGUCUUGUAGGGAUCUAGCGAGAGCGAUUCUCAAGUUAGGAGAAGUCUACGAGAGAAUCGAAGGUACGAAGCAGCAGAUGAUGAUUGAAUUGGAGAAGCAGAGAAUGGAAGUUGCCAAGGAGCUUGAGUUACAACGAAUGAACAUGUUGAUGGAGAUGCAAAUGGAGCUUGAGAAGUCCAAGCUUGGGAAACGCAGAGCUGGUUCAGGUAAGAAGUUGUAGGAUUAGCCUCUGUGGUGAAGCAACGAGCAAUGGUUGGAUCUAAAAGCUCAUCGAAAUUGGAGAAGCUGUUAUUAUUCUUAAUCCCUAGGUUUCAAGUUAUAGCAAUGCUUUUUUUAUUUUCCUCUUCUUUUUUUUUUCCUUUAUCUCCUCUAGUGUUGUAGGGUACAUUAAUAGCAAUGCAGAUUGGUGAAAGAACUCCUGUAGUAUCUGACAUAUCAAGAUGUACUUUUGUGAAGUAUUAAUGUAUGAUGGUUUGUGUAUCAACUCAACGCCUGCAGUUCCAAUGAGCGCUCAUAUCUCUUUUUAUGAUCUGCUAUUAGUCUUUU